GGGAGGGGGGCGGAGCCAGGCCAGGCCACGCCCCUCCGCCCUGCGCGCGGCGGGACCGACGGGCGCGCCCAGGUGGGGGGCGGCCGAGCGCGCAGUGCGGACCCUCGCGGGGACCUACGCGGCCGCCGCCACCAUGUCACAGGAAGGCGUGGAGCUGGAGAAGAGCGUGCGGCGCCUGCGGGAGAAGUUUCACGGGAAGGUCUCCCCCAAAAAGGCGGGGGCUCUGAUGAAGAAAUUCGGCAGCGACCACACCGGCGUGGGACGCUCCAUCGUCUACGGCGUGAAGCAGAAAGAUGGUCAGGAACUGAGUAAUGACUUGGAUGCCCAGGACCCACCAGAGGACAUGAAGCAAGACCGGGACAUCCAGGCAGUGGCGACCUCCCUGUUGCCUUUGACAGAAGCCAAUCUACGCAUGUUCCAGCGUGCCCAGGAUGACCUCAUCCCUGCCGUGGACCGCCAGUUCAAAACUGGGCAUGGUGGCCCAUUCCUGUCAUCCCAGCUAUGAUGGAGGCAUGGUCCAAGGUCAGCUGUGUCCAGGUGCCGAAAAUGUCGCAAGCGCUAUGAGCCGGUGCCAGCUGACAAGAUGUGGGGGCUGGCUGAGUUCCACUGCCCAAAGUGUCGGCACAACUUCCGAGGCUGGGCACAGAUGGGGUCCCCGUCCCCCUGCUACGGGUGUGGCUUCCCCGUGUAUCCGACACGGAUCCUCCCCCCGCGCUGGGACCGGGACGUGGACCGUCGGAGUUCACACACUCAUUCCUGCUCGGCCGCCGACUGCUACAACCGGAGAGAGCCCCAUGUGCCGGGGACCUCCUGCGCCCACCCCAAGAGUCGUAAACAAAACCACCUGCCCAAAGUCCUCUACCCCAGCAACCCGCACAUCAGCAGUGGCUCCACCGUGGCCACCUGCCUGAGCCAAGGUGGCCUCUUGGACGAUCUGGACAACCUCAUCUUGGAGGACCUGAAGGAGGAGGAGGAGGAAGAGGAGGAGGGUGGGCCCAGGGAGUGACCCCUCCGGCCAGGUGCGCACAGGAAGCAGACACGGGGACAGAGGAACAGGUAGUCACAGCCUCACAGGCCGGAUCAGCAUCGCAGCCUUCCUCAGAGAGUAUGCCCCACCGCGGAACUCAGCCCAGUAGACGCCGUCCUGGUAGCGGCUCCGGUAGUGACCACCGUGGUGCCACACACCGUUGAGGUUGGAGUGGGCACAGGCAUGGUACCACCAGCCCCCACGCUGGUACAGGGCACAGUUACCUGAGGGGAGAGAGAGUGAGUCUGUGUCCCCAGCAGAAUAAAAGUCUGUACCAGCACCUCAUUGUGCAAGGCUUUUGCCGGGCAUCCCCUGGCCCUUUUCAAUAUUAUUGAAUAUAAGCCCUGCUCCUCCAUCUCCUCUCCAAAAUAAAAGCCCUAGCUUCCCAUUUUCUUCUUCAGAGUAACAGCCUUAAUUCCCGAUCUUCCUGCUGAAGUACAAGUCACACCUUCCCCAACUUUUCUGCUAAGUAGAUGCCUACUGCU
Castor canadensis (American beaver) is the source of this 1512-nucleotide messenger RNA. The record is from RefSeq and is a predicted model, not a curated record. NCBI's taxonomy places the organism in Eukaryota, Metazoa, Chordata, Mammalia, Rodentia, Castoridae.